Molecule: messenger RNA, 606 nt
Organism: Mesorhabditis spiculigera
Lineage: Eukaryota; Metazoa; Nematoda; Chromadorea; Rhabditida; Rhabditidae
Source: the annotation of a GenBank genome assembly
AUGUCAGCCAAUAGUCGCCGCGAACUGUCGAUCACUUUUUCGGAGGAUGAUCUCCGGGGGCCGGUGUUGGCAAGUGAAAAUCAACGCCGAGAUCGAGCCCGGGAACGGUAUCGUGCUGGGGAAGAGCAGCGCCAAAGUGCAGCAGACGCAUUCGCCGAUCGGAUGACGUUGAAAUCGAGGAAUACGGCGACGGCGGGGAGUGGACGGAGGUCGAGAUCGGUCUCAAUCCAACAGCUCACCCCUCCCAAGCCGCUAUCCCCGAUCCGGAUUCCGGAUCCGACUCGCCGGAAGCGCCACUCCGAUCGAGAAUACUUCCAGUGGGAUUCGGACGGCGACGGGUAUAGAACGAGACCGGAUGGAGAUGUACAUGGACACCCAGCCAGCCGCCCGGGCUCUUGCUUGCUAUGCAAAUGGGCCAGAGAAUACGAGGAAAAGGAGCGACGACGGCAAGCCGUUCAGGCUAGUCGAGAGCCAGAUGAAAGCUGCGUACAGGUGGACCGCAUACUGUAUUCCCGAAAUGGUUGGGAAAAUUCAUUCCUAAAAACGAAUAUUGCCGAUUUGCCGACCCCAAUUUCCCGCAGCUAUUAUCGCGAUUUUGAGAGUCGU